UGAUGUUGCACCGGCAGGGCAUUCGAGUCUAACCAAUCAACAGAGUUGUCCAGCUCCGGAUCAGUUGCGCCUCCUUAUCAAAACGAUCUGAUUGAGACAUGGCUGUUAAACAUAUCGCGAACUUUGUCCUACACACCAGGAUGAAAUCUCGGCAAUGUUGACCAACUCCCCUCUUUAUGCAAUUACUCAGCUUCAUUUGCAUGAAAGAGGGGCAGGCAAGGAGCCAGCUGCGUACAACCACGAAGCUUGCUGUGAAGAAACAUCGGCAUGGAGGGACCAACAAACGUCACUUCCAGUCUAUGUGACCACAGAAAACUACUUAUAUAGCUGGAGGAGAACUCUCAAGUUCGGACAUUUCAUCAACAUCAUCAACAACAAGCGAAUCAGACCACAGACUUUCCCCCUCGCACAAGGUCCGACAUUUGUGACUUUGAGCAAGAAAAUAUUCGAAUAUCAUAAACAUGACGAUUCCAACUACAAGCAAGUUCGACUUCAUUGUCGUUGGAGGUGGUACUGCCGGUAAUGUGGUCGCUGGACGCCUGGCAGAAAACCCAAAAGUAACUGUCCUGGUCAUUGAAGCCGGUCCUGGCAACCCACGCGAGAUCCCCGAGAUCACAACCCCAGCACGAGCAUUCGAACUUCGUGACAGCAACUAUGACUGGGCUUAUAAGACCACCAUGAUUGAUAGACCUGAUUAUACUCGAGUCGAGAAACCAAACACAAGAGGCAGAGUUCUUGGUGGGAGUAGCUGCUUGAAUUAUUACACUUGGGUUCCUGGCAGUGCUGCAACAUUUGAUGACUGGGAAGCUUUUGGUGGCUCUGAUUGGAAUUGGGCAAAGUGCGAGCCGUAUCUCAAGAAGCCUGCCAAGUACUUCGACGAUGAAAAUCUCUAUCCAGCGGAGCUCAAGAAAGUUGGAAGCGAGCAAGGAAUUCUCCCAGUGUCCCACGCCGAGCUGGUUCCUGAGAUGGCUCCAUUCCGUGACGCAUUGACAAAGGCUUGGGUCAGUAAAGGAGAGAAGUUGACUGAUGAUAUCUACUCUGGAAAGAUGGCUGGUCUGGUAAAGUGCAUCAGCUCCAUCCACAAAGGGUUCCGAUCGUCGAGCUAUGUCUUCGUUGAAGGCAAGCCUAACAUCACAAUUUUGUCCUCGACACACUCCAAGAAGUUGGUACUUGACGGGACCACAGUGACUGGCGUGGAAGUCAUUGGACCCGAUGGAAAGGAAUUGACCUUUUACGCUGACAAAGAGGUCAUUGUUUCCUCUGGUGUGUUUGAAUCGCCAAAACUUCUGUUACUUUCUGGCAUCGGCCCAGAAGAAGUUCUCAGCGAACACGGUAUCACACCUGUGUUGAAGUCUUCACAUGUCGGAAAGAAUCUGCUGGAUCAUCCCAUCGUACCCCACGUCUUCAUGCUCAAGAACGAUUUGGGUUUGGACAACCACCUCUUGAGGAGUGGUCCUGCCAAGGCAGGUGCGAUCUCUGUAUACCAGAAGGAUAGAACUGGCCCGCUGAGCAGUGGCCUUCUCGAACUUGUUGGAUUUCCCCGUAUCGAUGAGCGCUUGAUGAAGAGUAAGGAAUAUGUUGCAGCCAAGGCGAAGAACGGUGGACUUGACCCAUUCGGUCCUGGUGGACAGCCUCAUUUUGAAAUUGACUUUGUGCCCAUGUUCUGCGAUGCUUUCCAAUGGCACUUUCCAACCCCGCCAACUGGGUCAUGGUUCACAAUCAUUGUUGAUCUCCUUCGCCCAGUUUCGCCUCCUGGGCAGGUCAAAUUAAACUCUGCAAACUGUCUUGACCAGCCCAACAUCAACUUGAACUUCCUUGCCGACGAUCUCGAUGUUAUGGCUUUGCGCGAAGGUGUUCGAUUCGUUGAUGAUAUUUUGAUGAACGGCGAAGGAAUGAAGGAUAUCAUUGGAAGCGAUUAUCCUUGGCCGAUGCCACGAAAUUCUGAUGCGGCAAUGGACAAGCUUGUGUUGGAACGAAGCCAGACCGGGUUCCACCCGUGCGGAACUGCUCGUCUUUCAAAGAACAUCGAACAAGGUGUGGUCGACAGCCAAUUAAAGGUACAUGGCAUAAAGAACCUGCGUGUUAUCGAUGCUUCAGUCUUCCCGAUCAUUCCCGACUGCCGAAUCCAAAAUGCCGUGUAUAUGGUUGCUGAGAAAGGUGCAGAUAUCAUAAAGGCUGAAUACUCUUCCUUGUACUGAGGGAUACGGACUCUCUGCUUUGGUGGUUCUUAAAAAUGAUGUCGUAGUUUUCUAAGUUUCUCCCCGCUCUAAUAUCAUGAUUUGUCGUUCUAUUGUCUCGGUGCGAACGUGCUGAUUUGACCGUUACAUGGGAGAAAGAAAUGCUUGAGAAAUCCUUCAUAUCUUAUAAUUAGC
Molecule: messenger RNA, 2372 nt
Organism: Mollisia scopiformis
Lineage: Eukaryota; Fungi; Ascomycota; Leotiomycetes; Helotiales; Mollisiaceae
Product: alcohol oxidase
Exons: 6
Coding region: 462-2198 (578 amino acids)
Molecular function (GO): flavin adenine dinucleotide binding; oxidoreductase activity, acting on CH-OH group of donors
Source: RefSeq, a predicted model, not a curated record